Messenger RNA from Kwoniella shivajii, 1650 nucleotides. RefSeq lists its product as uncharacterized. Lineage: Eukaryota; Fungi; Basidiomycota; Tremellomycetes; Tremellales; Cryptococcaceae. The transcript has 3 exons. The record is from RefSeq and is a predicted model, not a curated record. Bases 1 to 1650 code for a protein of 549 amino acids. Gene Ontology annotation, cellular component: plasma membrane. Gene Ontology annotation, molecular function: transmembrane transporter activity. Gene Ontology annotation, biological process: transmembrane transport.
AUGUCUCCGUCCACUCCGACAGAGAGGACCUCCAGGUCAGAUGAUCAUGUCGCUUACCUCGCCGCUACUUCACCUCCAAAUCCCACUGAAAUCCCUUAUUCGUCAUUCACGCUAUACCAACGAUACUUGAUUGUCACACUUGCAUCUAUAUCAGCUACUUUUAGUGGAUUCGCAUCCAAUAUCUAUUUCCCAGCGAUUCCAAUCAUCGCUAAAUCAUUAAAUACGACUGAAUCAAAUAUCAAUUUAACAGUCACUUCGUAUAUGGUCUUCCAAGCCAUCUCACCUACUUUCUGGGGCGCCGUAUCUGAUGUAUAUGGAAGACGACUUACCCUAUUAUGCACCAUGAUAGUGUUCUUAUCAGCUUGUAUAGGUUUAGCACUUUCAACUGAAUUUUAUCAACUUAUCAUUUUGAGAUGUCUACAAAGUUCAGGAAGCGCAAGUACUAUCGCAAUUGGAGCAGGAAUGAUAGGUGACAUAACUACAAGAGAAGAAAGAGGUGGUUAUAUGGGCAUAUUUCAAACUGGUUUAUUAUCACCUCUUUCUAUCGGGCCUAUCUUGGGAGGGAUCUUCGCUGAGACGUUAGGUUGGAGGUCAAUAUUUUGGUUCCUCACAAUAUACUCUGGAAUAUACUUGAUAAUCUUAUUCCUUCUAUUACCUGAAACUUUGCGUUCGAUAGUUGGUAAUGGAUCUAUACCACCAUAUCAAUUAUCGAAAUCACCUCUUGAAAGGAUUACCGCUAAUCGAACUCCACUACCAACUAAUAACACCACCACCACCACCACCACCGAAACAACACCAAAAACCAAAAAUAAGAAAUUGAAAAUUGAUUUUAUAGCACCUAUACGUAUUUUAUUCGAAAAGGAAGUGAUAUUCGUUUUGGUCUUCUUAUCGAUACAUUAUGCUACUUGGCAAAUGGCUUUAACUGUUCAGUCUACUCUGUUUAUGAACAUCUAUCAUCUGAAAGAAUAUCAAAUUGGUUUAACUUUCUUAUCGAAUGGUUUAGGUUGUAUGAUAGGUACUUUGACUACAGGCAAAAUUUUAGAUCGAGACUAUAAGAAAUUCUCGAAUAAACACAAACGACAAAGAGAACAACAACGUCAAGAGUCACUCGCAUCAGUCUCAAGGAACGGAAAUGCAAGUGCAAUACUCAAUUCCAACGCGAACCCGAAUCCUACAGAAAUGACAAAGGAAGAUGAAGAAGAAGACUUCCCCAUUGAAAGAAUCAGAUUGAGAUCGAUAUGGAUAUGGUCACCUAUUCAAUGGAUUUCGACUUUGAUAUUUGGAUGGACAAUUGAUAAAAAUCAACAUAUUUCAUUACCUAUAAUAUCAAGUUUCUUCUUGGCUUGGUCCGCCAUGUCAAUUCAAAGUGUAAUCACAACUUUCCUAGUUGACAUUUUCCCCAACUCAAGUGCGUCAGCAACUGCAUCUUUGAAUUUAGCUAGAUGUCUAAUGGGCGCUUUGACAACUGGUACAAUAGAUAUUUCGAUUAGGUCUAUAGGAACAGGUUGGAGCUUUACAAUCUGGACAUUGUUCAUGGUUCUUUCGCUUGGUUUAGUCGUUGUUCAGAUGAGAUUUGGUGCCGGAUGGAGGAGGCAGAGGGAGAUGAAAGAGAAAGAGAAAACGGUGCACGAUUUAUCAUCUGUGAAAUGA